GCGCAUGCGAUGAUACGAUCACGUGUACUGUGACAUGUUGAUGCAAUAAUGCACAAAAAGUUAUAGUUUUAUUAAUAGGAAAAAUUAUUUUUAUAUAAUAGUUUAUAUCUCGUUGUAUUUCGAAAUAUUGAAUUUGUAUUAUUUAAUUUUUGGCAACAAUUUCUGUAGCAUUACGUUAACCUCCUUUCAAACGUCUAGUCGUUUUAUGCUUCAUAAAAAAAAGAGAACUGUGAAAAAGUUUACAGAAAUGCCUCGUUCGAAAGUUUCCGAUUUACUUGGUAUACUUAAGGGAGCACAUAAUGUGACAAAUGCUCUGAUAAAACAUCAGGAGGAAGCAAUCAAGUAUACAAUCACACACUCCAGUUUAAAAGAUUUACCUGAAAAGUACAUACAAGCUGCAAGAAAAAAACUGAGUGACAUAGAACCAAGUAAGAUUCCUGAACAAGUUGCAAAAGAUUUGAAAGAAGCAACUGAGCGUGUGAGUGUGGUUGAGAAAGGUAUUAGACAAUAUAUUAGGAUAAUAGCUAAUCAAAAUUUGGGUAUAAAAAAUAAUGAUUAUGCUCCCAAGAAGAAGGCAAAAUUACAUGUAUAUAAUGCUGCAAAAGAUCCAAAAGAAUUGCCUAUUGAUAAAGAAGUCCCUUUACCAAAACAUAAUAAUAAUAAAUUUACAAUCAAAAAAUCUUCAGAAGGUGUACAAAAUAAUACAACAUGGAAAUAUAUGACUGUAAAGGAGAAGAUUGAAACUAUUGCUAAUUCAAAUAAAGAGAUACCUCAAAUAGAACUCUCUGAUAAAGAUAAAGAAAUCUUAAGGAAAUUAGAAUUGGAACACGAGAAAAAUAUUAAAAAUAAGAUUGAUAGUUCUAUUUCUUCCUCUACAAUUAAGACAUCUGAGAAAAAAUGUGCAAACAUUCAAACAGAAUCUAAAGAAAGACCAAAGGCUAAAUUAUCAGUUAAACCAAAACAACUUUUGUCACCUACUGCCAGAGAAAGAAAAGUUCCUGCUACAAGAUUGCAAAGAAUGGUAAGCUUUGGUACCUUGGGUCUUGGUCUUGGUGUUGGUACUGUCGCAGAAUAUACACGGAGAACAUUAGGAUUAAAAGAGCAAAGUAUUGGAGAUACAAUUGACAGCAUGUUCCUCACUAAAGCUAAUGCGGAAAGAAUAGUUUCAACAUUGUGCAAAGUGAGAGGUGCAGCUUUAAAAAUUGGUCAAAUAUUGAGCAUCCAAGACAAUACUAUUAUAAGUCCUGAAUUGCAGAAAGUCUUUGAGAGAGUCAGACAAAGUGCUGAUUUUAUGCCAACAUGGCAAGUAGAGAAAGUAUUAAGUAGCGAGCUUGGACACGAUUGGAAAAAUAAAUUGGCAUUUUUUGAGGAGAAACCAUUUGCAGCAGCAUCCAUUGGGCAAGUGCAUCAUGGUAUAUUAUUGAAUAAACAAGAUGUAGCAAUAAAGAUUCAGUAUCCAGGUGUGGCUAUAGGUAUUCAAAGUGACAUUGAGAAUUUAGUAGGCAUAAUGAAGGUUUGGAAUAUGUUUCCAGAAGGAAUGUUUAUAGACAAUGUGAUAGAAGUUGCAAAACGAGAGCUUGCAUGGGAAGUGGAUUAUACAAGGGAAGCAGAAUGUACGAGAAAAUAUAGGGAAUUAAUGGUGCCUUAUCCAGAAUAUUAUGUACCUGCAGUUAUAGAUAAUCUCUCCACAAAGCAAGUAUUUACGACAGAGAUGAUAGAAGGCAUACCUGUUGAUAAAUGUGUAGAUAUGAAUAUUAAGAUUAGAGAACAUAUAAGCGAACUGAUUAUGCGUUUGACCCUAAAGGAAUUAUUUGAAUUUCGAUUUAUGCAGACUGAUCCAAAUUGGUCCAAUUUCUUUUACAAUAUUGAUACAAAACAGUUAAUUUUAUUGGAUUUUGGGGCAUGUAGAUCAUAUGAAAAAGCAUUUAUGGACAAAUAUAUAGACGUUAUUAAUGCUGCAAGUGAAGGGAAUCGCGAUAAAGUACUACAGUUGUCUCGAGAAAUGAAAUUUCUUACUGGAUAUGAGUCCAAGAUUAUGGAAAAUGCUCAUGUGAAUGCGGUCAUGAUCCUUGGACAAGUAUUUGACAAUAAUCACGAGUAUUAUGAUUUUGGCGGCCAAGAUGUGACAAGACGGAUUCAAGCUUUAGUACCAACCAUAAUAAAUCAUAGACUGUGUCCGCCACCCGAGGAAAUAUAUAGUUUGCACAGAAAAUUAUCAGGGAUAUUUUUGCUGUGUGCAAAACUUGGAGUUAGGAUUAAAUGUCGUGAUAUGUUUCGGGAAAUUUAUGCUAAUUAUAAGUUUGGUUGAUAUAUUAGUAUUGAUGUUAACAAAAUAUUGAAAUGCCUAGACAUUUUUUGUACAAAUGUAUAUGCGUUUCCUAAUAAAAUUAUAACAUGAUA
Messenger RNA from Cataglyphis hispanica, 2400 nucleotides. RefSeq names its product atypical kinase COQ8B, mitochondrial (gene Coq8). The record is from RefSeq and is a predicted model, not a curated record. Gene Ontology annotation, cellular component: extrinsic component of mitochondrial inner membrane. Gene Ontology annotation, molecular function: kinase activity. The transcript is spliced from 12 exons. NCBI's taxonomy places the organism in Eukaryota, Metazoa, Arthropoda, Insecta, Hymenoptera, Formicidae. Gene Ontology annotation, biological process: ubiquinone biosynthetic process. The coding region runs from base 206 to 2308 and encodes 700 amino acids.